Messenger RNA from Phoenix dactylifera (date palm), 1857 nucleotides. RefSeq lists its product as uncharacterized. Lineage: Eukaryota; Viridiplantae; Streptophyta; Magnoliopsida; Arecales; Arecaceae. The record is from RefSeq and is a predicted model, not a curated record.
UCGAAGGUGAGGAGGGGAGAAAAGGAGAGAAAAAGUCGGGAUUUUUCUCUCUCUCUCUCGCUCUCUGUUUUUCGAUCUUGAUUUUUUUUUUUUUUUCGAAUCGAAGAGUGGAACCCUUGUUGUUGGAUUCUAGAGGUUUCGGCAUCUUCGGCGGGGUCUCCGAUGGCGGAAGGGAGGAGGGGCGGAAGGCGGCUGCGGAGUGACGGCGGAGCGACGGUGUUGGCGGGGCGAUGAAGUGCAGGAAUCACCCCUACGAGCUGGGCGUCGGCGUCUGCGCCUCCUGCCUCCGGGAGCGCCUCCUUGCCCUCAUCGCCGCCCAGAACGAGCUCCCGGCUGAGAACCACUGCCAGCAGCCGGACCUCCCUUCCCAGCCACCGCUGCCGCUGGUUUUCCCCCGAUCUGGCUCCCCCUACGUCUCUCACCGCCGAUCCGUCGGAUCCGACGCUUGCCCGGCUUACGGCCGCCACUUCAACCACCGGUUCUUCAGUACUCCCCAGGUAGGCCCCACCUUCGACGCCGCCUGCGGCGGCUACUCGGGCGAUGCGGACGAGGGCCGGCGCCGGAUCUCCGGGCGUUUCUCCGUCUUCUCGAUCCUGUUCCGCCACCAGAGAUCGGAGGAAGCGGAGAGCGAUCUGGGGAACUCGAGGAGUUCCGGAUCGGGCUCCUGGUUCUCGGCGCUGAUCCCCCGCCGCCGGAAGAAGAAACCGCGGAGCUUCUCGGUACCGGAGGCGGCGACGGGAAGGUCCCGGCCGUCGUGCCGGGCGUCCGAUCGCGGAAUGUCGCCGGAGAUAGACGACGACGAGGCGGACGGAUGCUCUAGUGGGUACUCGACGGAAUCUUCGAGCGGGUGGCGGCGGCCGACUCCGACGCCGAUGCGGCGGUUCCCGGCCAGCUCCUACCACUACCACGGCGGUCGCUCCGGCGUCUCGAGCUUCGCGGUCUGCCUGAGCCCGCUUAUAAGGGUGGGCCACAACGGCCGUCGGGGGACGCCUGCGGAGUCAGGGAUGAUCUCCGGCGAGCUCCGGAGCACGGGGAGCCGCCCCCGCUGCCGCCCCUGGUCGGCACGCGGCGCCUCUCUCGGACCGAGCCGGUCGAGGAAGCUGGCGGACCUCGGCCGGUUCGAUUGACAGUGCCGUGGGCCUUAAUUGAGAAGGGUGAGUUGGUGCGAACGUUAAAAGGUGUAGUGGGCGCGUGGCACUCUGACACGUAACCACAUGGAGGUGGGACCCGCGCAUUUUCUGCUCACUGAAUCCACUGAGGGCGCCUCGCUUCCGGGACUGAUGCGUCUCCAUUCGACUUCAUGGAGGCUUACGUGAGAUGUGGCGGAAGAUGGUUUUUUAUGAUCAUAGAGUGCCUUUGCUUGAUGAUGCAUCCUUAGAACGUAGCAGAUGUCAAUGCAGGCUUGUAUUACCUAUGUACCGGUCCAUUUUGAUAAAAAAGAAGAAAAAAAAUCUCAUUAUCUAGGACGGAGCUAAGGGUGGCAUCAGCUGGUAUCAUGUAUACAGGAUGGAUCUUGAGGGUAGACUUUAUUGCUGUCAAAAAUGACUCAGCCAUAGUUGUUGGAUGGAUCCAGAAUCAAGCAGGGACAGCAAUCGUCCACCUGCUUUUGUAUGACAUCUUGAGGAGCUUGAGGGACUACGUGUCUCUGCUGGCUAGAUACACAUCUAUAGAGAAGCUAAUGGAGCGACGAACUUGAUUAACUCUUAUGUCGCACAGUCUUAGUGAGGUUUUGUGGAUCAAUAUAUCAUCCAUCCUGCUAUUGUUCUAUGAUAUUUGAUUUUCUGAUUUUGCUGGAUGUAAUUAUACUAGAUAUGUAUAAUCGUCCGUCUCAUAAGAAAAAAUUAUAACUUCAAUGCA